CCUAUACCGGGCCAUUGCUUACCCAUAGCCGACAGUGAUAGGUAUGUUGCUGCGAAUGGUGAAGCAGAAAUAUGACAAUAGACUAUACAUUGAACUAUCGCGUCGGUAAAUCAACGAUACAUAGCACCUAUCCUCAGUCCACGAAUUGGAAGUGAAUAUUACUGCAGUUCUAUUCGCUCACAUUGAAUGACGAAGUUGAACCGCAACAGAGACUAUACCCGGCAUCUAAACGAGGUGGGGAGAGACUACGAAUCAUGCCAUAGCAGUCACUCUGUCUCAUACUUGCAUAAUAUACGGUCUAUCUGGACUGGAUUUACUCCCUGUACUUCCGUGCCUUUUGUGAACCCUGCGCUCUAUUCAUAGUUUUCGGUUUUAGGCAUGAUUCAUGAAUUAUCACUCGGGUCCGAGCAUAUAAAUAGCAGAUCAAGACCAUGUCCUGAGCCUCAAUGAACAUCACCAGAAGACGACUUCUCCCCAGCGUACCAUCGCUCAUCGUUCAAGUAACUAAACACAAUACUACAUCUUACCAAGUACAGCGCAAUAAUUCUCUUCAAAAUGUCCCCCACCACCGCCACUGCUGCGGCGGCGGCGGCAGCAGCAGCAUCAUCAUCAUCAUGCCACGCCAAGCUCUACAAAAUCCCAACCCGAGAUGCUGCAUGCGCCAUGCCCAUGAACAGUACCUACCACGCCCUAAUGACGGACUGCUGCGGCUCCGCCAGCGUUAUCUCCUACUCGGACUGCGACUACUACUGCCUCGCGCAGAAUCAAACCAUUGGCGACCUCGCACAGUGUCUGAUUAAGGGCUCUGCGGCGGGACAGGUGUGGUGUAAUACAAAUGCGAAUGCAACGGCGACGGGAACUGCGAGUGCGUCUGCCAGCGCAAUGGAAGAUGGAAAGCUUGACCUGAAUGGAUCGAAUGGGGUGGGGACUGUACGUUUGGAUAUCAUGGAUAUAUUAUUGCUGGUGCUUGUGGCGUUUGGUGGAAUUGCGCAGCCUUUUGUUUGAGGGUUAUUUGGCUGAGCCUUCGAUCAUGAAAUAAUCUAGACAGACUGUCAGAAAAGCGAUCAACGUGGAUAAAAGGUUAUAGCUCAUGUAUAUCCGAUGGACAGGAGCAUACGGCGUUCUUUCCUCUUGUUGUCUCUUCAAAUGUUUGAUGCUCAUGAAUGCCGGGUUGCCAGUUGAGAACCAUACUGCCUACACUUGUUAUAGGGGAGUGGGCUGGUUAUGUUUUUAUUGUCAUGUAUCAUACAUGUUCUUUCGGUCUGCUUUAUUAACUGAGCUGUAGAUAUAUAAGCAUCUAGUCUAUCAUGGGUUUGAGGA
Aspergillus pseudotamarii is the source of this 1320-nucleotide messenger RNA. RefSeq lists its product as uncharacterized. Bases 556 to 1005 code for a protein of 149 amino acids. NCBI's taxonomy places the organism in Eukaryota, Fungi, Ascomycota, Eurotiomycetes, Eurotiales, Aspergillaceae. The transcript has a single exon. The record is from RefSeq and is a predicted model, not a curated record.